Molecule: messenger RNA, 954 nt
Organism: Emys orbicularis (European pond turtle)
Lineage: Eukaryota; Metazoa; Chordata; Testudines; Emydidae
Gene: RLBP1
Product: retinaldehyde binding protein 1
Exons: 7
Coding region: 1-954 (317 amino acids)
Cellular component (GO): membrane
Molecular function (GO): phosphatidylinositol bisphosphate binding
Source: RefSeq, a predicted model, not a curated record
AUGUCUGCAAUAACUGGAACGUUCCGGAUCGUCUCCGAGGAGGAGCAAGCCCUUCGCACCAAACUCGAGCGACUCACCACUAAGGACCACGGCCCCGUCUUCGGAAAGUGUGACAAAGUCCCCCCGCACACCAUGCAGAAGGCAAAGGACGAGCUGAACGAGACAGAGGAGAAGCGGGAGUCGGCCGUGAAGGAGCUCCGGGAGCUGGUGUGUGAGAGAGCCAGCGGGAGCGAGGACGUGUGCAAGGCAGUGGCAGAGAAGGUGAAAGGAAAGGAUGACUCCUUUUUCCUUCGCUUCAUCCGUGCCCGCAAGUUCGACGUCAACAGAGCUUAUGAGCUACUAAAAGGCUAUGUAAACUUCCGCCAGCAGUACCCAGAGCUCUUCGAUAACCUGACACCCGAGGCCGUGCGCAGCACCAUCGAGGCCGGCUACCCCGGCAUCCUGGCCAGCAGGGACAAAUACGGCCGAGUGGUGAUGCUUUUCAACAUUGAGAACUGGGACUACGAGGAGAUCACCUUUGACGAGAUUCUUCGCGCAUAUUGUGUUAUCUUAGAGAAGCUGCUGGAGAAUGAAGAGACCCAGAUCAACGGACUCUGCAUCAUUGAGAACUUCAAGGGCUUCACCAUGCAACAGGCGUCUGGCAUCAAACACUCCGAACUCAAGAAGAUGGUGGAUAUGCUGCAGGACUCCUUCCCAGCUCGAUUCAAGGCCGUUUACUUCAUCCACCAGCCUUGGUAUUUCACCACCACCUACAACGUGGUCAAACCUUUCCUGAAGAGCAAACUCCUGGAGCGGGUCUUUGUGCAUGGGGAGGAGCUGGAGUCCUUCUACCAGGAGAUCGAUGCUGACAUCCUGCCAGCAGAUUUUGGUGGUAACCUGCCCAAAUAUGAUGGCAAAGCUAUUGCCGAGAAGCUUUUCGGGCCCCGGAUCGAGGCUGAAGACACAGCUCUAUAA